Messenger RNA from Saxophila tyrrhenica, 1320 nucleotides. RefSeq lists its product as uncharacterized. Gene Ontology annotation, cellular component: SBF transcription complex; cytoplasm. The coding region runs from base 1 to 1320 and encodes 439 amino acids. Gene Ontology annotation, molecular function: DNA-binding transcription repressor activity, RNA polymerase II-specific; transcription coregulator activity. The transcript has a single exon. The record is from RefSeq and is a predicted model, not a curated record. NCBI's taxonomy places the organism in Eukaryota, Fungi, Ascomycota, Dothideomycetes, Mycosphaerellales, Extremaceae. Gene Ontology annotation, biological process: G1/S transition of mitotic cell cycle.
AUGGAGACAUAUUCAUCAGUCUACCCGACGACACCACAGACGCAGACGUCGCAUAUGCGCAGUUCGCAGUACUCCAACCCCGCCAAAGCCGCGACGCGUGCGCUGCAGCAGCAAUCCGAAUCGCAGCAGAACCAUCUCUCCGCCCCGACGUCCCAGGAGUCAAUUGCCAGCUACCAGAGUGCGGCGAGCAGUACGCAACCGAGACUGCAGACGAGCAGCAGCAAUGCUUCGCAAUUGACCGGCUAUACCGAUGUUACCUCGCCUAUAACUUCGCUGCCUGAGCAGGGUGAUGGAGGGCGGUUUGGUGCGUCGAAGCCGCUGGAUCGACGCAUGCGGACGCCCGAGGAGAGCAAUAUGAAUGGCAUGACGGGGGAUAGCUACGCAGUGACCAGCCCGAUGAGCGUAGCAUCACCGCCGUCCGUCAACGGCACGAAGAGAACAGCGAGUGGACAUGUCAAGAACGCGCCGAGUCUGCCCAGCACACCACUCACAACCGGCCGACCACGAGGCGAGUCAACAUCGUCGACGAGCAGCAGGGCAGGCGAGCUGGCCAGAGACCUGAAGACGCGUCUCGGCUACGCCAUGGCCAAAGUACAGAACGGAUGGGAGCACAGGAACAUCCACGAGGUCGAGCAACUGGCCGCACACAAAGUCUACUCCACCCACCGCCACAGCAUGUCCCACUCCGACUCCAGCCGCCGCCCCAUAAGCGCCGGCCUAACCAACGGCACCGCCAACCUCUCCAUGAACGGCUACAUCCAAAACAGCGCCGACCACCCCUCCAAACGCCACUCAGGCCACUACACAACCCACCUGCCCUCCUCCAGCCAACCAACCCCCCGCCUCCAACCUGCUCCCGACAUUCGUCCCACCGCCCAGCACUCCCUCUCCCAACCCCUGCCCUACGCAAACCCCACCCACACCUCCGCAAUGUCCCCUCCCCGCACCCCCACAACAACAACCACCAGCCAAACCCGCCCUCGCCCCGCAACCCUACGCACAGAAACCCAAACCGCCGAGGCCGAGCGCGACGCCCUACAAGCCCUGUUCCAGCUCGGCUCGCCGCACGCCUCGCAGCAGGCCUUCUCUGGCGCUGUGCGGAGCCACUCGUACCAGAAUGGCAACGGUAGUGGGCAUGGAUACAGUCAGAGCCAGGCGAGUUCGAGUCAGGCGAGUCCGUUGCGGAGCGAGUUCGGGUUUGUGGCGGGGACGCCGGCGACGCCCAGACGGGUCACGUUUGCGAGGAGUGAGAGUGAUGUUUCUUCGUCUUCUGCGCAGAUGGAGGGAAAGGGGGAGGGGGAGCAGGUAGAGGUGCGGUGA